Molecule: messenger RNA, 3566 nt
Organism: Gordionus sp. m RMFG-2023
Lineage: Eukaryota; Metazoa; Nematomorpha; Gordioida; Chordodea; Parachordodidae
Product: rabankyrin-5-like
Exons: 22
Coding region: 52-3378 (1108 amino acids)
Molecular function (GO): protein binding; metal ion binding
Source: RefSeq, a predicted model, not a curated record
UAUAGCAAUUAUUUGAAGCUUUUACAAUUAAAAGAAAUUUGUCAAAAUUAUAUGAUACCUUUGAUUAAUAAAGAAAAUUGUAUUGAAAUUUAUGAAAAAUCAAUAGAAUACAAUGCUUCUAAUCUAACAAAUUAUUCAUAUAAAAUUAUAGCCAAUUAUUGGAAUGAAUUCAGUUAUCUACACUUUACAAACAUUCCUGCCUCAUUAUUAUAUGAGUUAAUCAAAGUUCACUGUAAAUUUUCUUUGCACACCGCUAUCAAAAUGAAAAGAGAAGAUGUUGUCCUUUUAUUUUUAGUAGAUCAUGACUCAAGAAUUCCUCAAAUUUUAAAUCAAAUGGAUGCUGAAACAGGGGACUUACCUUUAGAUCUAGCUCUUAAUUCAGGACAAGAAAUAUUGGCUCAGACCUUAAUUAAAUAUAAAGCAGAUUUAAAUGCCUAUGACAAAUUUGGCAUUCCAUUAUUACAUAAAGCCAUGAUGAGAAGUGACGAAAAAUCCUGCAAUUUUUUGCUGGACAAUGGAGCCGACCCCAACUUGAAGGACCGAAAACUUAGACGCAACGCUCUUCAUUUAUUAGCAGACGUAGAAAAAUAUAAACGAGCUAAACAUAUUUGUUCGCAAAAUGACCAAUCAAAAGCAGGCACCCAAGAUUUAAUUGACUUUGGAUCAUGUGAAGAUUUCGGGAAUAAUUUAUCAAAAAUCAAUGAAACCCUUAACUGUCUUGAUAUUGGUCAAAAUGACGUUCAUGAUAAACAAUCUAACAAAGGCAAUAAAAUCUCAGCGAUUGAACAGCCUUCUAUUGAUGUCGUGCCCAAUCACGUUAAAUUUAAUAUGUUGCGAUUUUUGAACAAGUUGUUAGAACUGGGUGCUGACGUCAACGCUGUCGAUUUUGAAAAAAAAACACCUCUUCAACUAGCUAUCGAAAACGGUUGUCAAACUAUUUUUGAUGUCCUUCUUCAAAAUCCCAACUUAGAGCUGGUAAAUACUCGAGACAAAUCAGGUCAUUCAAUCAUAUAUGCUGCUCUUAAUUGCCCCCUUAAGAAUAACGAAACAAACCAUUACUUUGAAAUGGCUUCUAGAUUGAUAGCUAAGGGUGUGCCUCAUCAAGAUGUUAUCAACACUGUUAAUGGUCUACCAUUGCUUAAUGAAUUAAUGAUGGAGGGUAAUCUCAAGGCCUCAGAAUUUUUAAUAAAAUUAGAGGGCGUUAAUUUGAAUUGCUGCGAUAAUCAAGGAACCAGGCCCAUCCAUAUAUUGGCCGCCUUCGAGAAUUGCUUGAACUUAGCUCAAAUCCUUUUAGACUCUACGAGUCAUACGAGUUUAUCAUUGACAGAUAAGAUGGAUUCUCUUGAUAUUAAUGCCACGACAUUAAACAAGGGUCAAUCUGCUUUACACGUGUCGUUGAUCGAAAAGAAUUUCGCCUUUUUAAAUCUGGUGUUGGAUAAAUAUUGUUCUAAUAAUCACGGAGUACACCCUAAACUUUUCUCCAGAUAUUUGGACCUAAAUAUAAUCGAUUAUGAUGAUCAAACUCCCCUAUCCUUGGCGUUGAAAUCUCAAAAUUAUGAAAUUGCUACUAAACUCAUAUUCAAUGGUUCCGAUAUUAAUCUGGUACAUCCUGGUGGAAAGACCUUGUUAGAAAUUUGUAUUACUGAAAAUGAUGAAAAUGGGGCCAUCUUUUUGCUCGAAAAUGGAGCGAAUCUUCAUUCGGCCAACCAAUUGGAUUUAGUUUCAUCAAACACUAGCCAUUUGUUCGAGUUGUCUAUCAAGCGAGGUUUAAUAGGUGUUGUUAAAGCACUUUGCCAACUCGGGGUCGAUGUCAAUUGCCUUUUAUCUUAUAAUAAUGCGCACGAUUUAAAUGAUGCGACCAUUUUAAACGAUCACCAAAAUCAGAAUGGAUUCAUUAAUCAUCCGGAAUCCGACAAGAAAGGGGAUAUGAUUUGUCCUUUGUGGCUAUCGCUUAUCUUGAAUAAAUAUGAUAUAGCAUGCGUUUUGGUGCAAUAUGGAUGUGACACGACAUAUUGGUGUGAAGGUCCUGAAGGAUGCUUGCAAACGUUACUGCAUAAAGCUAUCGAUAUGAAUGAAGAAGACAUAGCUUGUUUUCUAGUUCGUAGUAACUGCGAAGUAAAUUGCGUCAGGAAGCCAGGACCAAGUGGCCAAGGAGGGGAGGAAGCGACCGAUAAACAAACCCCGCUUCAUUUAUCCUGCGCUUGGGGUUUGGAUAAGUUAGUGGCUUGCUUGCUCGAGCACAAGGCCGAUAUCAAUAUUAUUGACUCCGAAUCAAAAACACCUCUCCACGUAGCCAUAGAAAAUCAACAUCAAGCCUUGAUACAUUCUCUUUUAUCUCACCCCUUUAUCAAUUUGACGAUCAAAGAUAAGCGAGGUAAAACUGCCUUCGAAUCUGCUUUGGACCUCAAAAAUCAUGAAGCCGCUCUAGCCAUAGUCAAUCGGGAACCAGGGGCAUCUGAACAAAUGGAUUCCAAGGGCUUUAAUUUUCUACACAACUCGAUCAAAAACAAGGAUAUUGAAAACGUGCUUUUUCUUAUCGGCAUUCGUGCAAACGUGAAUUCCAGGGUUCAGGAUUUCUUACAAAACACUCCUUUACAUUUAGCCACCUCGGAGUCCUCCGAAAUUAUUAUUCGAAACCUGAUUUUGGCCGGCUCGGAUGUUAAUGCCAAAAACACCAACUCCCAAACCCCUCUGCAUUUGGCUGUUAUAAGUGGAAACGCUGAUUAUGUUAGAAUAAUGGUUGAAAACGGAGCAGACAUAGAUGCUAAGGACAACAAUGGAAAUUCGGUUUUGCACUUAGCAAUCAUGAAUGGCAACAUUGAAUGUCUGGAGUAUUUGCUAAUAGAGACUGAUAUCUCUCCCGAUACCAUCAAUUUUAAGAACAGGUCUGCUCUACAUCUGAUAGGCAUUUACGUUAAAGAUAACGGUAGCGCUGUAUUUGAUUUAUUCAAACAACAUAGGCAAAACUUCCCAAUCAACGCUCAAGAUAACGAUGGAAACACCCCUUUGUUGUACGCGUAUCUAAAUGGCAGAGGUAAUUUAUGCAGAUCGUUGGUGAAAGGUGGCGCCUCACUGGGGAACACGAAUUUCGAGGGCGUUUCCAUAUUUAAUGCUCAAGUUGCAUCUCAUCAAUUACUUUUUCGCCUACUAGAUAUGUUAAACGACGAGCCAACAUGGACAGAAUCCGAUUAUUGUAAUGAAUGUAACACUAAAUUCGGUAUAACAAUGCGAAAACAUCACUGUCGGCAUUGCGGUAGGAUAUUGUGUACGAAAUGUUCCGACAAAACAAUGCCUAUUUCGAAAUACAAUUUGACUAAACCUGUUAGGGUUUGUUCAGUGUGCUACGAUGUUUUAACAUCCAAAAUCAAUUCUAAGUGAGCCCCUCUCUUCAUUUUAUGCUUUCAUUUAUUUAAACAAACACCAUCAUAUCAUCGUAACGUUUAUUUUCAUGAAUUAUUGUCUCUAUAUAUAAUUUAUUUUUGUAAAUUUUUACAUUUAUUAUACAUAUUUAUUGUAUAUUUAUAUCUCUUAUUCCUAUUAUUAUUUAUUAUACAUCGACACAUUAA